CCCGCAUUCUACGGCUGAGACGUUAGGGUUUAUGAAGCUUUUUGGAAUCAAUGUGAUCGGAUUAGAUCACAGUCGUAGAAGUUUGAGCAUGUAUGGUAACAGCGUGAGGUCAAACAUCUUCAAGCCGAUUAAAGCGGAGAAUGACUCUGGCGCGUCUUUGGUUAAUGAUUGUGCUGAAUAUUCUGGUAAUAAUAUCGGCCAGAUGUCAAAUAUAGGGAAAUCGACAAACAUUUUGUGGCAUGGAACUCCAGUUCAGAAACAUGAUAGACAAAGGCUACUUCAGCAAAAAGGCUGUGUCAUUUGGUUAACUGGUCUUAGUGGAUCAGGGAAAAGCACUCUAGCCUGUGUUUUGAGUCAAAAUUUGCACUCCAGAGGAAAACUGGCUUAUAUCCUUGAUGGGGAUAAUGUUCGGCAUGGUCUAAACAAAGAUCUUAGUUUUAGAGCUGAAGAUCGUUCAGAAAACAUACGAAGGAUUGGUGAGGUAGCAAAACUCCUUGCAGAUGCUGGUGUUAUUUGCAUUACGAGUUUAAUAUCUCCGUACCGAAAGGAUAGGGAUGCUUGCCGAGCACUACUUUCGAAGGGAGAUUUUAUUGAGGUUUUCUUAGAUGCGCCCCUAGACUUGUGUGAAUCAAGGGACCCAAAGGGACUCUACAAGCUUGCCCGAGCUGGGAAGAUAAAAGGUUUCACAGGAAUAGACGAUCCAUAUGAACCACCAUCUAGUUGUGAGAUAGUAUUACAGCAGAAAGGAAGUGACUGUGCUUCUCCGGGGGACAUGGCAGAAAGAGUGAUAGCAUAUUUGGAGGACAAUGGUUACCUGCGGGCCUAAGGGGCCUUCCUUUCUUGUUUGUUACUGUCAUAAUAUUUAUUUGUAAUAUUGACUGCAGCAAUAAAGCUAGCUGCAAGGAAAUAACUGUUUCCCGCAA
This is a messenger RNA of Neltuma alba, 923 nucleotides long. Its product is annotated as adenylyl-sulfate kinase 3-like. The record is from RefSeq and is a predicted model, not a curated record. Gene Ontology annotation, biological process: sulfate assimilation. Lineage: Eukaryota; Viridiplantae; Streptophyta; Magnoliopsida; Fabales; Fabaceae. Gene Ontology annotation, molecular function: adenylylsulfate kinase activity; ATP binding. The coding region runs from base 32 to 826 and encodes 264 amino acids. The transcript has 7 exons.